CAGAAUCGGAAACAGAAACACUUGCUUGCAGAACUGUGCAGAACUUGCAUUACAGAAUGCAGUUAGAUUUACAGUAAAGGUUAAGAAUAAGGCAAUAAAAUAAAGAUCUAGGUUCAUUUGAAUAACUGCAAGCAUUGCUAUUUUGUUAUACAUCGUCAAAACAAAUAUCCCUCUUAAUAAAAAGUGGUCAGUGACGGAAAAUAUUGUGAAAGAUGUUAAAAUUGUAAAAAGAAAGAAAUAGUUUCGGCCAUGGGACCACCAAAGAAAUUUAAAAAAUAUGAUUCAAAACCCAGCAGUGAAAGAUCAGGAAAGAAAAAGAAGGUGGAAGAGGAUAUUACAAUAGACUUGGUAGAGGAUGAUAAUACAGAUAAUGUGGGAGUUCCUGUUGCUGCAACACAGGAUGCCGAGAAGAAUGACCAGGUUCCCGAAGAUGAGUUUGGUGCAAAAGAUUACAGGAAUCAGAUGACAUUAAAACCAGACAACACCAGUCGUCCUCUCUGGGUCGCCCCAAAUGGCCACAUAUUUCUGGAAGCCUUUUCACCAGUUUAUAAACAUGCACAUGAUUUCUUGAUUGCUAUUGCAGAACCUGUUUGCAGACCUCAACACAUACAUGAGUACAAAUUAACGGCCUACAGUUUGUAUGCUGCAGUGUCAGUGGGCUUGCAAACUACGGACAUUAUUGAGUACCUGCAGAGACUGAGCAAAUGUUCUGUUCCCGCGGGCAUCAUUGAGUUUAUUCAGCUUUGCACAUUAUCAUAUGGAAAAGUUAAACUUGUAUUGAAGCACAAUAGGUAUUUAGUAGAGAGUAAGCAUGUGGAGGUGCUGCAGAAACUGCUGAAGGACCCGGUGAUCCAGCAAUGCCGUCUGCGACGCGACGGCGACGACGACCUGUUCGCCUCUGCUGUGCCCAACAAGCCCUCCACCACAACAGCUUCUAAGUCCGUGGAAGAGAAACCACUUACAAAUGACACAGUGCCGGAAGACAUCAGCCAGUUCUACCAGCAGCUGGACAAAGACGACGAGGAGGAUGAGGCCACCGACUUGGCGACCAACACCGCAGUCGCCUUUGAAGUGGAUCCCGAUAAAAUUGAGGUGAUACAAAAGCGUUGCAUAGAGCUGGAGCACCCUCUGCUGGCUGAGUACGACUUCCGCAACGACAGCGUGAACCCCGACAUCAACAUCGACCUGAAGCCCACCGCCGUGCUUCGCCCCUACCAGGAGAAGAGUCUGCGCAAGAUGUUUGGCAACGGACGAGCUAGGUCCGGUGUGAUAGUGUUGCCAUGCGGCGCGGGCAAGUCUCUGGUGGGUGUGACGGCGGUGUGCACGGUGCGCAAGCGCGCGCUCGUCCUCUGCAACUCGGGCGUCUCCGUCGAGCAGUGGAAGCAGCAGUUCAAGUGCUGGUCCACCGCAGACGACAGCAUGAUCUGCAGAUUCACAUCGGAGGCGAAGGACAAGCCGAUGGGUGCGGGCAUCCUGAUCACAACGUACAACAUGAUAACGCACGGCCAGCGGCGCUCGUGGGAGGCGGAGCAGACGAUGAAGUGGCUUCAGGCGCAGGAGUGGGGUCUGGUGGUGCUGGACGAGGUGCACACCAUCCCCGCCAAGAUGUUCCGUCGCGUGCUCACCAUCGUACACUCCCACGCCAAGCUCGGUCUAACGGCGACGUUGCUGCGCGAGGACGACAAGAUCGCAGACCUGAACUUCCUGAUCGGGCCGAAGCUGUACGAGGCCAACUGGCUGGAGCUGCAGGCGGCGGGCUACAUCGCGCGCGUGCAGUGCGCAGAGGUCUGGUGCCCCAUGACGCCAGAGUUCUACCGCGAGUACCUCAUACAGAAAAUAAACAAGAAGAUGUUACUGUACGUAAUGAACCCGUCAAAGUUCCGGGCGUGCCAGUUUUUGGUGAAGUACCACGAGAAGCGCGGCGACAAGACGAUCGUGUUCUCGGACAAUGUGUUCGCGCUGCGCCAUUACGCCGUCAAGAUGAACAAGCCGUACAUCUACGGGCCGACGUCGCAGAGCGAGCGGAUACAGAUCCUGCAGAACUUCAAGUUCAACCCCAAAGUUAACACGAUCUUCGUGAGCAAAGUCGCCGACACCAGCUUCGACCUGCCGGAGGCCAACGUGCUCAUACAGAUCUCCUCACACGGCGGCUCUCGCCGGCAGGAGGCGCAGAGAUUGGGUCGUAUUCUACGCGCAAAGAAGGGCGCGCUGGCGGAGGAGUACAACGCGUUCUUCUACACGCUGGUGUCACAGGACACGCUGGAGAUGGCCUACAGCCGCAAGAGACAGCGCUUCCUCGUCAACCAGGGAUACAGCUACAAGGUCAUAACGGAGUUAAAGGGCAUGGACACGGAACCUGAACUGUUCUACGGCACGCGGGAGGAGCAGGGCAUGUUGCUGCAGCAGGUGUUGGCGGCGUCAGAGAGCGAGUGCGAGGAGGAGCGCGAGGCGGGCGGGGGCGGGGGCGGGGGCGGUGCGGGGGCACGUCGCGGCGCCGGCAGUCUGGCCUCACUCGCCGGCGCUGACGACGCUCUCUACCUCGAGCACCGCAGACAACACAACAAACAUCCGCUCUUCAAGAAGUUCCGAUAUUAACUCUCGCACCAUCAAUAAAUUGAAUCAGAAAGUGCAAGCGGUGUGCCGGAAUGGGCUAUCGUGGAGCUUCAGGGGCUGGUACAAAUGAAGAAAGAAGCA
Papilio machaon (common yellow swallowtail) is the source of this 2694-nucleotide messenger RNA. RefSeq names its product general transcription and DNA repair factor IIH helicase subunit XPB (gene hay). Gene Ontology annotation, biological process: nucleotide-excision repair; transcription initiation at RNA polymerase II promoter. Gene Ontology annotation, cellular component: transcription factor TFIIH holo complex; nucleotide-excision repair factor 3 complex; transcription preinitiation complex. Lineage: Eukaryota; Metazoa; Arthropoda; Insecta; Lepidoptera; Papilionidae. Bases 250 to 2595 code for a protein of 781 amino acids. The record is from RefSeq and is a predicted model, not a curated record. The transcript has 16 exons. Gene Ontology annotation, molecular function: hydrolase activity; 3'-5' DNA helicase activity; ATP binding.